Messenger RNA from Cololabis saira (Pacific saury), 6337 nucleotides. Its product is annotated as ELKS/Rab6-interacting/CAST family member 1-like. NCBI's taxonomy places the organism in Eukaryota, Metazoa, Chordata, Actinopteri, Beloniformes, Belonidae. Gene Ontology annotation, cellular component: cytoskeleton of presynaptic active zone. The transcript is spliced from 23 exons. The coding region runs from base 556 to 4050 and encodes 1164 amino acids. Gene Ontology annotation, biological process: maintenance of presynaptic active zone structure; neuromuscular synaptic transmission; regulation of synaptic plasticity. Gene Ontology annotation, molecular function: structural constituent of presynaptic active zone. The record is from RefSeq and is a predicted model, not a curated record.
AGGAUCUGGGAAAGACGGAAAAGAGGAAAAGAUAGACAGGAGCUACAGCAGGAGACGGAUAAACACACACACACACACACACGCACACACACAAACACACACACAAAAGCCAGAGACAGCGUUUCACCUCUGCUGACAGUCAGUCCCGUUACGAGGCGCCACUUUGAGCUGCGAGAGCUGCAGGAAUAAGUGAAGAGGAGACGUGACUGCUCGUUUUUCCUCGCCUCUUUCACACAGAGCUGCUUUCACAACCGAGGGUCAACAACAGCCGCAGUGAUCCCAAGCUUCAUCGUGCUGUUUUUUCAGAGGGAUGGUCUGUUGAUUGUUACUUCCUGACAAAGCCCAUGGAUUACACCGCGUGGAGGAAAGUUCUUGAUCACAGCUAUGUCAACACAAUUCAUAUUUGAAGUAAAGAGGAACUAGAGUAAAGGACUCACGGGGUUCAUUUUUUCAUCUUAUUUGAGUAUCAUUUUGAGGAUCUCUCUUUCUCUUUUUUCUUUUUGAUAACUAUUUAUUUGCACCAACGACACCAAGAGUGCACACUAUUCCGUCGCCAUGUACGGUAGUUCUCGUUCCGUCUCAAAGCUGGAUGUUGUUGGAUCCAAUGGUAACGGCUCAGGCAGUCCUGGUCGCUCGCCGCGCCUCCCUCGCUCUCCACGUUUAGGACACCGGCGCAACAGCAGCAGCAGCUCCACCGGUGGACUCACCGGGACCGGUAAGACCCUGUCCAUGGAGAAUAUUCAGUCUCUGAAUGCCGCCUACGCAACCGGUGGUCCCAUGUACUUCACCGACACCGGUGAAGAAUCGCUCGGCAUUGGGAGCAUGGGCAGUGGACUGAAUCCCACGGUUCCUAAAAACACCAUGACCCUGGGCAGAGCAGGGGCCAGGGUGCCUUAUGGGGUCAGGGCGGCGGUCAUGGGCAGCAGUCCGAAUAUAAACUCUGGAAUGGGGAGUGGUGGACCUAUCAUGCCCAGUGAUGCAAUAGCAUUCGGGGGGGACUUCCAAAACCAAGCUCCACAGGCAGCCACUGUGCCCCACUCUAUGAGACAGGUGAGAGAUGGUGCAAUGUCAGACCUCCAGACACAGCUACGGGAAGUGCUGAGAGAGAAUGAACUACUGCGCAGAGAAUUGGAGGGCAAAGAGUCCAAGUUGAGCUCUUCUAUGAACUCCAUAAAGACAUUUUGGAGUCCUGAGCUGAAGAAAGAGAGAGCUUUGAGGAAGGAUGAAGCCACAAAGAUGACUGUCUGGAAGGAACAGUACAGAGUGGUGCAGGAGGAAACCCAGCAUCUUCAAUGCACCAUCCAGGCUUUACAAGAUGAGCUCAGGAUCCAGCGCGAUCUCAACCAGCUCUUCCAAUCCGAUUACUCGGAGGCCGGUCGCCUUGGAAACCAGCCCAUUUCUCCUCAAGACAUGACAGAGGAGAACUUCCUGCGUCUCCACAGCGAGUACGAGCGGCAGGUCAAGGAGCUCUUCCUCCUGAGAAAGACAGUCGAAGAAAUGGAGCUGAGGAUAGACACACAGAAACACACACUCACUGCCAGAGAUGAGUCAAUAAAGAAGUUACUAGAAAUGCUCCAGAGUAAAGGCCUGUCGUCACGGGCAACCGAAGAGGACCAUGAAAGAACGAGGCGACUGGCAGAUGCUGAGAUGACCAUCCACCAACUGGAAGGCCUGCUGGAGCAAAAAGACAAGGAGAUGCUUCAACUCAGAGAGGAGCUGCACAGGAGAUAUGAAGCAGCUCCAGAGUCAACAAAGACCAAGGCCCUGCAGACAGUCAUAGAAAUGAAGGAUGCAAAGAUCAGCUCGAUGGAGCGUGGCAUGAGAGACCUGGAGGAGGAGGUGAUGAUGCUGAAGUCCAACGGAGCUCUGAGCUGCGAAGAGAGGGAGGAGGAGAUCAAACAGAUGGAGGUCUACAGAUCCCACUCCAAGUUCAUGAAGAACAAGGUUGAGCAGCUGAAGGAAGAGCUAACUCACAGCCAGUCAGAGAAGGAGGAGCUAAGGCAUCGAGCCGAUGAGCUUCAGCAGGAGGUGUCUGCAAUGGAUCAGGCAAAGCAGGACCUGAGUCGUAAAGACAGCGAGAUGCUUGCGCUCAGGACCAAACUGGACACUCUGAACAACCAGUUUUCUGACAGUAAACAACACGUGGACGUACUCAAGGAGUCCCUCACCGCCAAGGAACAGAGAGCCGCUAUACUACAGACGGAGGUGGAUGCCCUGCGCCUCCGUCAAGAAGAAAAGGAGACGCUUCUCUCUAAAAAGAGUCAGCAUAUAUCAGAGCUGACGGAGGAGAAGAGCACUCAGCAAGGAGAGAUCACAGAUCUCAAAGAUAUGAUGGACGUCAAGGAGCGCAAAGUUAACGUGCUGCAGAAGAAGAUUGAGAACCUCCAGGAUCAGCUGAGGGAUAAAGAGAAACAGCUGAGCGGCUUGAAGGACAGAGUCAAGUCUCUGCAAACAGACACGUCAAACACAGACACUGCACUGGGAACACUGGAGGAGGCUCUAGCUGAGAAGGAGCGAAUCAUCGAACGGCUGAAGGAUCAGCGAGAGCGGGAGGAAAGAGAAAAGGGCGAUGAGAUAGAGACCUGCAAGAAGGAAUUGAAGGAGUUGAGGGAGAAGGUCUCCCAGCUGCAGGCCGACUUGGCUGACCGAGAGACGCUGGUGUUGGAUCUGAAAGAGAAAGCUUCCUCCCUGGCCUCGUCGACCCUGAAGAAGGACAACAGGCUGAAAAGUCUAGAAAUCAGCUUGGAGCAGAAGAGGGAGUCGUGCAUUAAACUGGAAAACCAACUCAAGAAGGCCCAGAAUGCAGCAACAGAGUCGGAGGCCAACACUGAACUCUCUGAACGCAUCUCCUGCUUGGAGGAAGAGGUGACCCGGCACAGAGAGGAUGCUGGGAAGGCCCAGUCUGAGGUGGAGAGACUCCUAGACAUCCUCAGGGAGAUGGAGAAUGAGAAGAAUGACAAGGAGAAAAAGAUCCAUGAAUUGGAGAGACAGAUGAAGGACCAGUCAAAGAAGGUGGCCAACCUGAAGCACAAGGAGCAGAUCGAGAAGAGCAGAAACGCCCAGCUGAUGGAGGAGGCCAAGAAGAGAGAGGAUAACCUGAACGAAAGCUCCCAGCAGAUAAAGGACUCCCUCCGUCAGAAGGAGGAGCGCAUCGAGGAGCUGGAGGAGGCGCUGAGGGAAAGCGUUCAGAUCACAGCGGAGAGGGAGGUGGUGUUGGCCCAGGAGGAGCACGGGCGCUCGCAGUCCGAGAAACAGCUUUCUCACAUUCCAAUUCAUGAGUUCACCACAAGUGGAUUUAGGUGGUCAAAGGUGGAGGACCUGCUGGUUGCCAUGGAAAAGGUGAAGCAGGAACUGGAGGUGAUGAAAGCCAAGCUGUCAUCAACUCAACUCUCACUGGCCGAGAAAGAAGGUCACCUGACUGCCCUGCGAGCCGAGAGGCGGAAACACCUGGAGGAGGUCCUCGAGAUGAAGCAAGAAGCACUGCUGGCCGCCAUCAGCGAGAAAGACGCCAACAUUGCCCUGCUAGAGCUCUCAUCAUCCAAAAAGAAGAAAACCCAAGAUGAGGUGGCUGGCCUGAAGAGGGAGAAGGACAGCCUGGUUCAGCAGCUCAAACAACAAACACAGAACAGGAUGAAGCUGAUGGCGGACAACUAUGAAGACGACCAUCUGAAAGUGGCAUCUCCAAACUCAGAGCAAGCCAACAAUCACAAGCCCUCCCCAGAUCAGAUUCUCUCUCCUCUCCUGGAUCUCAAUCAGAAUCGCAAUAAACUGAAGCUUUACAUCAGUCACCUGACCUCACUGUGUCAAGAACGAGACCCAAUCAUUUUGCAGGACUUCGCCCCGCCCCCUGCCUACCACCGCUCCGACUCUGCCUCCUGGCCCACGCAGCUGCACAGUAUGACACCGGAGCAGUUGGAGGCGGAGUUAGCACUGUGUGAAAGGGAGGGGGCGGAGCUCCAGGAGUACGCCAAUCAAGUCCUGCAACAGAUCGCCGAUCGAUGCCCUGACAUUUUGGAGCAAGUCGUCAACGCCUUGGAGGACAGCAGCUGACAGAGCAAUGAACACAUGCUGACUUACAUCCAUUAACAUGCUACAUCAGAUACACACUUAACAUUUCACACACACACACACACACACACACACACACACAAAACUAUCAGAGGUCUCCAGUCAGCCGCCCAGUAACCCCCCCGAUACAAACGUUACCUGCUGUUCUGUUACUUGCCCCUCAGUCAUUUUAAUCUAACAGAAAAGUGGGUGUAAGAAAGAAAAAAAAACACCUUUUCUGACAAGUAUUCCUCCACACUGUCUAUCAUUUUGAACAAACUGUGCCAGCUGAAGAAAUUAGUGUUCAUUUGUCAGUUCAAAGUGCUGUACUGGCAGGCUGUGGAUUUGGGAAUAGUUUAACUUUCCUAACUACUCUAAAAAUAAGUGGCGUCUGCUUCUUUGACGCUUUACGUCAACCAUCUUGUGUCCUGGUGAUCAGCAGUCGCACUUUGAAAAUAUUUUCAAGCCCUGAUUGAAGGGUGACAGCGAGUUGAGCUUGCCAGCUCGUUUCUGAUGCCAGACUUGCACAUUGUUGCCACAUUGUUAUUUGAUUACUUCACAUAUGAAAGUGUGUUUAUUUCACCUGCCUUUGGCUCUUUACAUCAUUUUUGCUGCUAUCUUUUUAAAUGUUAGUUUUUCUUUUUUUACUGCAGGUGUCUGAUGAAAUGUCCCCACUUGUAGUCUCUCUUAGCUCUAAUCUUCAGAUCACUGUGUAAAUUGUAAAAGGAGGGAGAUUUAAUUAACAGAUACACAGCCUCCAUCAGAGGAACGGGAUGCUUAAUCCAUCACUUCCCAUUAUUGAAAGGCACAAGCUAGAAUAAAUCUCGCAAUAGACCCUUUAUUAAAACACACCAGUGAAAUGUGGAUGGUUUGUGUUUAUUUUUAAACUUGGGGAGACAUCAUGAUUGGUUGUGGCCAUGCUGUAAUGAAGUUAAGAUAAUCCUUCACAAAAUUCCUUUCAUCACAGUCCCUUUAUUGCUAACACGAGUUGAAGGAGAAGGAAUAUAGAAUAUAUAUAUAUAUAUAUAUAUAUAGUGUAUUUUUAUUUUGCUUUGAUAAUAUAUAAAACACUAAUCUUGUUUAAUUAAACAUGUUGUCAUCUGACGUGUGAAAAAUUUUAAUUUUUUGGAUUGUGAAUGAGCGCAGGUUUUGUUGUUAUGUUGCACCUACACAAGGCUUUGUGUCCACCAGGAAUACAUCAUCAAAAUCUGCUUAUUGUGUCUCUUACUGCAUGUUUUCUUACAGGAGUGGCAGCCUUAGUACCUUACAAACGCCAACUGAGAUCGGAGAUGCACCCAUUUCUUUAAAUUGACCCUAUGAAACAUCUGCAGCAUGUUUUGGUCAAAAUAUCACAUGGAUAGGAUAUGAAAGUUCCCUCUUCAGCCAUGUCUUGACAGCUCUGAUUAGAGCGGACAGCUUUGGCGGCGGAGUCCCUCUCCUCUUCCUUAGUUAGAGUGUGCCCUGUUGAGUUUUGGUCCUGCAGCUUUGCACAACCCAGUUUUUGAGUUAGAUCAGGUAUAGAAUGACGGGAAAUUUUUGGAAAGAUAAAGAUGGAAAAACCGAAUAGUUCUACUGUCAUCUGGGUCGGUGACGUCACAAUCUAAACCACUCUCUAAAUUGCACAUGUUUAGACUUGGGCGGUCUGAAACAAACUGACAAACGUGUUAUACUGUAGCUUUAUAGUCACUUCAGACAGUUGAAUAUAUUCUCUCAAGCACAGAACGUAUUAUUUUUCAUAAUAUGUCUCUUUUAAAGAUACAUUUCCUUUUUUUUCUUCUUUUUUUUAACCUUUUCAGUGUUAUUGUAUCAGUGCUGAGGCCGUGACUAGUGUUGCCCACAUGAACUGUUCAUCACUGAUUCCCAUAAACUGUCACCUGGUGGACACAGAGCCAGAGGACUCAAAUUUACGCUGCACUCUCAAACCUGAUUGGAUGCUCAGGCCCGAUCUCCAGGCUAUAAAUACAUCGACUUUUGGCCCCUGGGCUGUUUUUUAACACAGAUCAAAGCCACAUGGGUUUAAACUAGGAGUCAGGUUUUUUUUUUUUUGUGCAAGUUUCUCCAACAGAAGAUUUAACGAUCCCAAAGAGUUUAUGGAAGGUUUAAAAAAUGGUGGGAGUCUUAUUUUAGGGAGAAACCCCGUCAGGUUUGAGCUUGUGCUGUAAAUUCAGUGUUCUGUCAUCUGUUUUAUACCGAUGCUGUUCAUCACUGGGAAUGGUGGUGAGAGGGAGUCACUUUGAAUUUGUUGUGGAUUAAAACCCGAAAUGAGUGAAUGGAAUAAAAUAUGAAUUUA